AUGAACGGGACAGAGAAAGAGACAAACCCACAGGUGGUCAAUCAACCUGCUACCCACACUCCCGACGUGCUCGGAGCUCGUGCCGGGACGAUUCCCAACCACGGUUCUCUGCCAGCGCACGGACACAAUCCCUCCUCGCAACAUGGCGUCGAUGCCAAUCCUGACUUGGCUCUCCAUUUCUCGCAUGAGCACCAACAUGGUCACCUUCACCACGGUCCUCGAGCUUCGAUAGCCCAAGAGAAGAACGAGCCUGUUGUCUACGCAACAGGUAGUGAGACGCGCGAUCGCGAUCUCCUCGCAAGACCAUCCCAGGACUAUUCGGCACACAAAUUGCGCAAUGAGAAAGAGGUGGGUAUGACCGAUGCUGAGAAAGGUGUCGUUAGCCCAACCCGUCUUUCCAGCGAAGAGGGUGAUGGCAAGAAACACAGAUUUUCUUCCUUUUACAGGAGGUAUCGAAUUUUCUUCCAUUUAGGCAUAUGGUGCUUGUUCACAGCUUGGUGGAUCGUCGGUCUAUACUACCACCGCUACGACACCCUGGGAUGGCUGAAACCCUUCCUGGUCUACCUUGCGAUCACAUUGCGACUAAUCACUUUCCACAUUUCAGCAAACAAGUAUGUUUUGAGACCUAUGGCCUUCGUGUGGAACAAUACUUGUGUGCGCAUCUAUGACAUGAUCCCGAAGAAAUUGCACCAACCUUUGGCAGCAGCUGGCACUUUCGCCAUAAUCCUGGUAGCAACCUUUGCCUCCUCAGAGUACGAGGACAACACACGGGCAAACAGAGCCGUGUCGCUGUUUGGCCUUAUUGUAAUGAUUGCGUUGCUUUGGGUCACUUCUCGCGAUCGGAAACGCAUUCAGUGGCAUACCGUCAUUGGUGGUAUGCUCUCACAAUUUAUCAUUGCGCUCUUCGUGCUCAGGACUCAAGCCGGCUACGAUAUUUUCAACUUUAUUUCAUACCUUGCUCGACAACUCUUGGGUUUCGCUCAACAGGGCACUGCCUUCCUUACCUCCGAAGAUGUCACACAGCUGCCAUACUUCUUGAUUGGUGUCAUUCCACCCAUCAUCUUCUUCGUCGCCCUUGUCCAGCUCCUCUACUAUAGUGGUUUGCUGCAGUGGUUUGUCGUCAAAUUCGCGACUUUCUUCUACUGGUCUCUUCGUGUUUCCGGUGCUGAAGCCGUUGUCGCGUCAGCAACUCCGUUCAUUGGUCAAGGUGAAUCUGCCAUGCUGGUCCGACCUUUCGUACCACAUCUCACUCUUGCCGAAAUCCAUCAAGUGAUGACUUGUGGUUUCGCAACAAUUGCUGGAUCCGUCUUGGUCGCUUACAUCGGUCUUGGUCUCAGCCCUCAGGCUCUGGUAUCUUCCUGCAUCAUGUCCAUUCCCGCCUCGUUGGCCGUUUCAAAGAUGAGAUAUCCAGAGACUGAAGAGACUAUUACGUCCGGCCGAGUCGUUGUUCCAGAUGAUGACGAGCACAAGGCUGCCAACGCGCUCCAUGCUUUUGCAAAUGGUGCUUGGUUAGGUAUCAAGAUUGCUGGUAUGAUUAUCGCUACUUUGCUCUGCAUCAUCGCUCUUGUCGGCCUUAUCAAUGCUCUUCUUGGUUGGUGGGGUCGCUUCUUCAACAUUGAGGAGCCACGACUUACACUGCAACUCAUUCUGGGCUAUAUCUGCUAUCCGGUCGCUUUCUUGCUCGGUGUACCUCGACAGGAUCUUCGCGCCGUCGGUGAGCUCAUUGGUGUCAAGGUCAUCAUUAACGAGUUCGUGGCUUUUACCACCCUCCAAUCGGACGCAUACAGUGGUCUCAGCCCUCGAUCUCGACUCAUUGCUACGUAUGCCAUUUGUGGGUUUGGUAAUCUCGGUUCGCUCGGUACUCAAAUCGGUGUGCUUUCUCAGAUUGCACCAAGUCGAUCUGGUGAUGUCGCGAAAGUCGCUCUGUCAGCGCUCUUCUCUGGUGUUGUCUCGACACUCAGUUCCGCAGCUGUUGCUGGUCUGAUUGUCCAGGCUCAGGGUCAAGCACUGAUCGCAUCCUAA
Molecule: messenger RNA, 2022 nt
Organism: Lithohypha guttulata
Lineage: Eukaryota; Fungi; Ascomycota; Eurotiomycetes; Chaetothyriales; Trichomeriaceae
Exons: 2
Coding region: 1-2022 (673 amino acids)
Biological process (GO): nucleoside transmembrane transport
Cellular component (GO): plasma membrane
Molecular function (GO): symporter activity; nucleoside transmembrane transporter activity
Source: RefSeq, a predicted model, not a curated record